Messenger RNA from Arabidopsis thaliana (thale cress), 1277 nucleotides. RefSeq names its product Pentatricopeptide repeat (PPR) superfamily protein. Gene Ontology annotation, cellular component: mitochondrion. The record is from RefSeq and is marked reviewed. Bases 60 to 1277 code for a protein of 405 amino acids. NCBI's taxonomy places the organism in Eukaryota, Viridiplantae, Streptophyta, Magnoliopsida, Brassicales, Brassicaceae. The transcript has a single exon.
GUUUCAAAAUCAUAUUUAUACAGUUACUAGUUCAAGAGUUUGUGUAGCAAAAACAAACAAUGAUUCUUCGGAGGCUUGUUCUGUCUGCAACAUCGAAUUCAAAUCCCAGAAGAAGCCAAUCACUUUCAUCUUCUGGUGUUCGUAUUCUCUCAUCAUCAUCUUCAGAUAGAUAUACGUCGUCCUCGCAACGAUAUUCCGGUGACGAUAGACUCGCCAGGCUAAGGCACAAGGACUGGUUAGCCCCAAACGAAGUUUUGAAAAUCUUCGACAAUGUCAAAGAUCCGAGCUUCCUGCUGCCAGCUUACCAGCAUUACUCUAAACGGAAAGACUAUCAACCAACGGAAUCUCUCUACGCCCUUAUGAUCAACAAGUUUGGCCAAGCUAAAAUGUACGAUGAAAUCGAAGAAGUAAUGAGAACUAUAAAGCUUGAGAAAAGAUGUCGUUUCUCAGAGGAGUUUUUCUACAAUUUGAUGAGGAUUUACGGGAACUUAGCCGGAAGAAUCAACCGAGCGAUCGAGAUAUUGUUCGGUAUGCCGGAUUUUGGAUGCUGGCCAAGUUCUAAGAGUUUCAAUUUCAUACUGAAUUUACUUGUUUCCGCGAAGUUGUUCGAUGAGAUUCAUAAGAUCUUUGUGAGUGCUCCUAAGCUAGGUGUUGAGAUCGAUGCUUGUUGCUUGAAUAUACUCAUCAAAGGACUCUGUGAGAGUGGGAAUUUAGAAGCUGCACUCCAACUGCUCGACGAAUUUCCUCAACAAAAAUCACGGCCUAAUGUGAUGACGUUUUCUCCUUUGAUUCGUGGUUUCUGUAAUAAGGGAAAGUUCGAAGAAGCUUUUAAAUUGUUGGAGAGGAUGGAGAAGGAACGAAUCGAACCAGAUACUAUCACGUUUAACAUUUUGAUUUCAGGGCUUAGGAAGAAAGGUAGAGUUGAAGAAGGGAUUGAUCUUUUAGAGAGAAUGAAGGUAAAGGGGUGUGAACCAAAUCCUGGGACUUAUCAGGAGGUGUUGUAUGGUCUCUUGGAUAAAAAGAGGAACUUGGAAGCUAAAGAGAUGAUGAGUCAGAUGAUUUCAUGGGGUAUGAGACCCAGUUUUCUGUCUUACAAGAAGAUGGUUUUGGGGCUUUGUGAAACGAAGUCGGUUGUGGAAAUGGACUGGGUUUUGAGGCAAAUGGUGAAUCAUGGUUUUGUUCCAAAGACAUUGAUGUGGUGGAAAGUUGUUCAGUGUGUUGUUUCAAAGAACAAUGAUGACUCUCAAGCAAAUUUGGAUCGUAUUACUGCUUGCUAG